This is a messenger RNA of Thecamonas trahens ATCC 50062, 2599 nucleotides long. RefSeq lists its product as uncharacterized. NCBI's taxonomy places the organism in Eukaryota, Apusomonadida, Apusomonadidae. Gene Ontology annotation, cellular component: Rad51B-Rad51C-Rad51D-XRCC2 complex; replication fork. The transcript has 2 exons. Bases 1 to 2547 code for a protein of 848 amino acids. Gene Ontology annotation, biological process: double-strand break repair via homologous recombination. The record is from RefSeq and is a predicted model, not a curated record.
AUGGCUGACGCAGAGUGUGUCGCAGCGAGCUGCUGCAAGGCCUUUUCGUGCAGGCCGGACGAGAGCUUACUGGACAUUGUGCGGCGGGCGCAGCGAACGCCGCUGUGGACCCAUCUGGAGGCGGUGGACGAGGUGCUGGCCGACGCGCCGCUGGUGGGCGGCUCGGUGUUGGAGGUGUACGGCGAGGCCGGGAGCGGCAAGACACAGCUGGUGUACAACAUGCUGUGUGCAGUGGUCAUGCCCGAGGCCUGGGACGGGGUGCCGAUGCAUGGCCGCGGUGAGCGGGCGGCGGUCGUCGACACGUCGCUCAAGUUCAAGACCCGAGUGCUGGCGCGGAUGCUGGCGGCCCGCUUCGAGCUGGCGCUUGCAGACGCCGGGCGCGAGCCGCUUCCUGACGAGGCGACGGCGUUUGCGGCGGCUUGCCUCGGGCAUCUGGUCAUCUACCGGCCGCGUAGCGCGGGCGAGCUGGAGCUGACGCUGGCGGCGCUGCUAACGGGUGUGACCGACGAGCCGCCAGCAGCGCAGGGCGCGCUUCCGCUGGCGCUUGUGGCACUCGACGAUGUUGCGCCGUUCUUUUGGCAAGGGCGGGCGGGCGUCGAUGGGGCGGCCCGGGUCAACGAGAGUCUGCAUCGGUGGGUAGCCGCGCUCCUAGCAGCGUCGCGGGUGCUGGUGGUGGUGGCGGUCAAGCCGGCGUUGUUUGCGCCUGCAGACGAGGCGGCAACCCAGCACUCGGAGUACAUGCCGCGCGGCUGGCAGGCGCUGGUCACCCACCGGUUAGUCCUCGCGCCCGUGGCCGGAUCAGCGAGCCUCAAGUGGGCUCACUUUCACUGCCCGCCAGCCGAUCCGAUGCAGUUUGUCGUCACGCAGGCGACGCUGGUGUUUGAGGCCAAGGCCGCAGCCUCUACUCCCGCCCGGGCGGGCCGGGCGUCGCACGGCCAGCGGGCGUCGCACGGCCAGCGGGCGUCGCACGGCCAGCGGGCGUCGUAUGGCCAGCGGGCGCACUCGCGCCAGACCCGAGCUGUGGCCCACGACCCCGUGCGGCGGCUGCGACGGGCAACCGGGCGCGACGACGUUUCGCUGGUGGUGGUGUUUGGCGACGGCUCUGGCUCCGGCUCCGGCUCUGGCUCCGGCUCGUGCUCCAACGUGUACUCGUACUCGGACGAGUCGGCCUCGCCGUACUCGCCCGAGCCUGCUCUGCCUGGGAGCUUCCGCGAGCUGGCAGCGGCGGCGGCGGCGGCGGCGGUGGCCGCAGUGGCCGAGCUGCCGUGGCCAGGUAUGGAGCUCAGUGCCGGAGAGCGACGGCGGGCAAGCAGAGACGCCAGUGUGGUGGCGUCGGCGGCGUCGGUGUCGGCGUCGGCAGCGUCGCCGACGGCGGCGUCGCCGACGGCGGCGCUCUCACUCGAGCCGAGCCUCUCGCUCGAUCUGCUGCAAGUCGAGUCAAACAGUGAGCAGAGUCCGGCGGCGGCCGAGGCGGACGACAGCAGGCGGCGGAUGUCGCGGUCGGCGUCGCUCAAGAUGGAGCACCGCGACGUGUCACGGCUCUUGCACCAGGUCUCGACACUGACGAUGAAGAUCUCGGUGAUGGAGGAGCGGGCCAAGCGACGCGAGCUCGAGCAUGCGGCGAUCAGCGCGCAAAUAUGGCAGGAGACUGAGUCGCGGCGAGCAGCGCUCGAGCACGAGUACAAGCUCGCGCUGCAGCGCGAGCGUGACCAGGCGCGGCGACACUCGGUCAUCGAGACCGCGCAGCGAAAGCGCGACAUCCAGUCGCUGCUGCACAAGGUCAACAUGGUGACGCUGGAAAAGCAGCAUGUCGAGUCGCUGCUGAGCCAGGAGCGUGAGCAGACGGCCCGGCUGCUGCACCGCGUCAACACGCUUGCGGUCCACAACGAGCUGCUCCAGGAGCAGGCGGCGCAUCCGGUUGUCCCGGCCCGCGACGAGUCCGAGUCACUCCGUGCCACUGUCGCCGCACUGCGCGAGGAGCUCGAGGCGUCGCGCGAGCGCGGCGCCGCCGCCGAGGCCAAGGUUGCUGAGCUCGAGAGCAAGCUCCGGGUGAGAGAGUCCGGGACGCCGGCGGCCGUCGACCCGCACGACGCGCCCGAGACCGUCGACCUCACCGCCAUCCGGCGCGAGGUGGAAGAGCAACUGGGGCGGAAGGACGAGGAGAUCGAGCGCAUGCGCGCGGCACACGCCAGUGAAAUGCAGCACCUCCGCGACGAGCACGCGCAGGUCAUCGCCGCUAUGCAUGCCGAGUCUGAGCUACGGAUGCACGAGGUCGAGGCACUCAUCGACGACAUCCGCGCCGCCGACUGCUCGUUUGACGGCGGUGAGUCGCGCCGCCGGUCGGCGUCUGAGACCCCGUCGUCGGCCUUUCGCACGUCGGCUCACCGCGAGUCGCCGGCGGCGCGCACCUCGUUUGGCGGCGCCGCCGCGACCGGGUUUGGCGGCCGCGAUGGCAGCCCUGUGCUGUACGACGACGAGGCCGACUAUGAGCUCGACAACGAUUUGCUGAUGUACAACCCGUCGGAUGACGAGAGGGGGAAGGAGUGAAAAGACGAGGCUGUAACAGCUGUGUGGACAAGGUAAAGAGCUGGCAAAAAAG